GCCAUCAACGACCUCUUUUCACUUUUCACAUUUCACAUUUACCCUGCAUCUUGUUACAUCGCCAAGCAUAAUAUUAGGCAAGAUAUCACGUGACAGGCCUAAACCCAAUAUAACCUAGGUGUGGAGUCAAAUUGAGGGUAAGAUAAGCAACCUUCCGGAUUUCCCUCGGCAUUCCCACCCAACCUUAGUUUCAUGAAUUGAAUGGAAUUGUUCCACGACGACCAUGAGUGAAGGACCGUCAGAACCAAUUGAAGCCUCCAUUACUCCUGAUGAGGCCAAUAGAAUUAUACACUCACAUCGUAAAGUUCGAUAUGGUAUGAUGGAUCAUUUCCCCAAUCUUGACUGGAUGAACCCCAAGUCAAGAAUCUUUCGUUUGGCACUGGCUGAAAAAUUCUUAGGAACCGCUUGCUGGCCUUGCAGACAACGCAAGGUCAAAUGUGAUAACAGACAUCCGUGUGAGAACUGUGUGAAGAGGGAUCACGCCGUCUUAUGUUCGUACAAUCCAAAGAAUCGGGAUCUCGGAAAGACGAUACCGACAGCUUCAGUAGCUGGAGUUAAAAGGGGCCGAACCCCGGACAGUGCCAGCGACCACUCUGGUAGAAAAGAAGACGGCUGGCCAAGAACAACAGGUAAAUACCAAUUUGUGACAAGCUACCAAGAAAUGAAGAUGCCUUCAAUUCUAGUGUAUAAAAUGCUCUCAUCCAUUGUUCCUAUUGCUGGACCAAGUGUUCCCGUGGUAGUAUCAAAUAUCUGUGAGUCCGAUUGAACUCCGAAGUUAAUAUCACUACAGAAGAAGAUGAUCCAAAUGAAUCACGAUAUCUGGGACAAAAUUCAAUCGCCGCUUUUUUGAGUGAAGAAGCUCAGAUUGGAUCAUCGCCUGGCGAAGGAGAACACGAUGUCAUACGGAAAGACAUUAUGCCUAUACUGGGUUUACAGAUAUCAGCGGCUCCGUUCCCGUUCAUGUCCAAAGAUCAUAUGGAUAAAAUAAGACACGACAUUGCAGCGGCAUUGCCAUCGGAUAAGGAUGUCCUAAAGUAAGUAGCACGAGGUAUAAGUAUAAGAAAGUUGGCAGUCCCUGCUAACCUAUGCAUAGGUCAUUUCAAAUUUACAAACAAAUAGUUCAGCCAUUCUGGGGCCUGUUGAUUGAUAUUGAUGAUUUUGAGACAAGGCUGUGUAUCUACCUGGAAGAUCGGGCCAGUUCGGCAAAAAGCAGGAAUCCAAAUCAAAAAGGGGUAUCGUCAGCCUGGCUGGGAAUGCUAUUCGCAGUACUUGCUGUAUCAUCAAACUACGCGGAGACUACAUAUCACAAACGUGUAGCGGCCUCGCAAACUUUUGGUAGGUCAAACUAAUUUUCUUGAAUAGUGAAGCAAUCUAAUCUUAAGUACAGUUCAGACAUCGUUCCAUUGUCUGAGACUAUCCAACUUUUUGAUUCGUCCGUCGUUGGAUUCAUUGCAGGCACUUUUGAUUCUUGGGUUUGUUCUAGCCAACGAUAUGAAAGCUGAGGCCUCGUGGGCAUUAAUUGGUCUCACUUGUAGACUUGCUCAAGCUUUAGGCCUUCACAGAGGUCCGAACGAAAGUGGCAGAUUCUCAUCUUCGGAGGAUAACGAUUUGCCACGCCGUAAAUUAUGGUAUAUUCACCCAUCAUCGUCUGUUGUUGUCCCCCCGUCUAACAAAUUAUAGGUGGACUAUCGUUUGGCAAGAUAGUUUACUCUCACUUUCAUUCGACAGAUCUCCCAUCGCCGUAAUCACAAGAUGUAAAGUCCCUCUAAGCCCAAUCGCUUUAACGGAAGGCUUUACUUACACAGAAGCUAUGUACCAUCUUUGUCAGAGAAUAUUAGAUUUUGUCAAAAAUGAUUCGGCUACUGAGCCGGAUUAUAAUCAAAUCAUCGCCAAUUCAAUUGACGUAGAAAAUAUUCGUCAAAGAGUUCUUCCAGCACUCCGCAUUAAAGAAGCAUGCAAAACAGUUCAAGAUAGAUUACAGUAUUUUGCCCUUCGCCUUCACACAUCCUUCGUCGUCUCGGUAUUAUGCCGGCCCGCUCUUCGUCGUGGGGAAAAUGGAAUGUCUUCCGACCAAAAGGCAAUUAUCGCCGAAAAAUGUAAACAAAAUCUUACUGAGACGGUUAGAAUGUACCUAAAGAUGCAUUCUCUAAGCGUCAUACCCACACGUUCAUGGGCAUUCACUUACCAUGGUCUUUCAUCCGCCGUUCUUCUUGGAAUCUUAGGUGAAACCAAAACAGAUCCAGAAGUUCGACAACUUCAAGGAGAUUUAAUAAAUGCUUUGUCUGUAACUGCAGCAAAAGAACAGCCAUCCACGAUUCCUAAGUCAGAUAAGGAUAUUGAACUCAGUGGACCCUUAUCGAGAGCUUUAGCUGCACUGAAAAAUAUCUAUGAUCAUGGAUGGGUGGUUGAACAACAACAAAUUCAACAACGAGCAGUUAUGGCCCCAGAAGCUCAGAUGAUGCAGGACCAAGAUUUCAAGUCUACAAGUGAAUAUGAUCAGCAAAAUGCUGCUCUUGCUAUGGCCUCUCUGCAGAAUGGAAUUGUACCACCGUAUGUUUUCACACUUAUUGAUGGAUUUGUAGGCAAUCUUUACUAACCUGGCAUAGUUUGGACUAUACGCAGCAGAUUCCUAUGGGUAACAUGGGUGGCGAUAUGCAGUCUGUAGAGCAGACACUAAAUAUGUCACCGAUGGAUUUGUUUGAUUCAAUUUUCUGGGGUAAGUAAUCGAUAAUCACUUUUCCUCUGCCACUUCUUGUUUGACCCUAAUUGAUUGAUACCUCUCUACUAUCGCCACGCUCAUCACCAUCCCGCUCUUUCAAUUAAAGCAAGUCUUACUAAUGCCCAACACAGAACCAUAUCCUCAAAAUGGUCUAGAAACAGGUUUCGAUUAUGCAGGAGCGCCAUUUUAUCCGCAAGCACCACCCUUUUAAGAAGGCAUCAAUCUUGACUGGCUGCCACAGCCUAAUAUUUCAUAAUGACAACGAGGAAGACCAUGAUAAGUGUCUAUCUAUAGUAUAAAAAGUUUGGAGUUGGUCGCCAAGUUUGAGGGAUGUCAUUUACGAACAAAUUGUCACCAGCAUGCAGCUAUUUGGGAUAUUGUGUCUUGGAGUACUUUUGAGCUGUGGGAGGAUCUGAUUGCUGGGAAAGUAAAACCUUGGAGUGAGUUUAUCUUUAAUGAGGUUAAUGAUAUGAUGCUUUACAUUUUGUAUAUGAGUGUUAGUUAUUGAAUUUGCUGCAGUUGCUAUAGCUA
This is a messenger RNA of Sclerotinia trifoliorum, 3250 nucleotides long. The record is from the annotation of a GenBank genome assembly. Lineage: Eukaryota; Fungi; Ascomycota; Leotiomycetes; Helotiales; Sclerotiniaceae.